UAAAGUGCUGUUAAACGUCUUCAUGGGGAUGAGUCGAAUAGAGUGCAUAUUUUUUAGUGAGUUCCACCCCACACUGGGACCAAAGAUUACCUACCAGGUUCCGGAGGAGUACAUAUCACGAGAGCUUUUUGACACUGUACAAGUGUACAUCAUUACCAAACCAGAACUGCAGAACAAACUCAUCACUGUAACGGCGAUGGGGAAAAAGUUAAUUGGUUGUCCGGUAUGCAUUGAGCACAAAAAGUACAGCCGCAAUGCUCUGCUCUUUAAUCUUGGCCUUGUGUGCGAUGCACGGACCAAGACCUGUGCCCUGGAGCCGAUUGUCAAGAAGCUCUCCGGAUACCUCACAACGCUGGAGCUGGAGAGUGGUUUCAUAUCUAACGAGGAGAGCAAACAAAAACUACUACCCAUCAUGUCCACGUUGUUGGAGGAGCUCAAUGCUACCGGCGCCUCCACCUUACCCAUCGACGAGUCCAACACGAUCAACCUGAAGCUAAUAGAGCAGCGCAGGGACCCUCUGAUCGUUCAGGAGUAUGACGUCCCAGUGUUCACUCACUGCAAGGACCACUUCAUCAAAUCCCAGUGGGAUCUGACCACCCAACAGAUCCUGGCCUACAUUGAUGGGUUCCGGCACAUCCAGAAGAUAUCAGCAGAAGCGGAUGUUGAACUUAAUCUCGUCCGUAUUGCCGUGCAGAAUUUGCUUUACUAUGGUGUCGUAACCUUGGUGUCAAUAUUCCAGUACUCCAACGUGUAUUGCACAACACCCAAAGUCCAGAGCCUGAUAGAUGACACGUCCAUUCAGGAGGAAUGUCUCAGCUACGUCACCAAACAAGGACAGAAAAGGGCCUGUUUGAGGGAUGUGUUCCAGCUGUACUGCGGCCUGACUCCAGGCACAACUGUCCGUGACCUUUGCUCCCGCUACUCACAACAGCUGCAGAGGGUGGACGAGAGGAGGCUGAUCCAGUAUGGGCUGAUGAAGUCUCUGAUUCGCCGACUCCAGAAGUAUCCUGUUAAAGUUCUCAGAGACGAGAGGAGCCGCCCGCCACGCCUUUACACGGGUUGCCACAGUUACGAUGAAAUCUGCUGCAAGACUGGAAUGAGCUACAAAGAGCUAGAUGAGCGUUUGGAGAAUGACCCUAACAUAAUUGUGUGCUGGAAGUGAAACACUGGCUUACAGCAACUGCACUACAACUGACUUUAUGCAGAUGGAGCAAGCAAACCUUGACAGACUGACAAAAACAAGGUCCCAUUGUACUGAAACCGAGGCUUCCUGCUGUAUUCUCUCUAAAGCACUAAACUGUCUGCUGCCUAGGAUUGACAAAAACUGGUGCCAACUCAGCCGAAGAUUCUAUAAACUCACUCCCAAUAUUGCUGUGAUUAUGUGUGGCCUUAAUGUGAAGGGUUCUGGAAAUGAUCAGUGGAUUCUGUGGAGAGAUGUAUGAAACCAAUCUGUUUUCUUCUAUCCGGCUCUUUAAUUCAGAACAAGGAAUGUGAGAAUUCUGGGGGUGAAAAAGCAUGUAUGUAUGCAUUUAUUUACUGAUUGCUGCUGUUUUAUCUUGCUCACCUCACCUAGGUUGAAUAGUAUUGGGCUAUUGCAGAAACUGUUUGUGUACCAACACUUUGCACUAAUAAAGCUGCAGUUGUUGAUUUCAGUGA
This is a messenger RNA of Esox lucius (northern pike), 1656 nucleotides long. It is a transcript of the gene nprl2, whose product is annotated as NPR2 like, GATOR1 complex subunit. Lineage: Eukaryota; Metazoa; Chordata; Actinopteri; Esociformes; Esocidae. Gene Ontology annotation, molecular function: GTPase activator activity. The transcript is spliced from 11 exons. The coding region runs from base 23 to 1162 and encodes 379 amino acids. Gene Ontology annotation, biological process: negative regulation of TORC1 signaling; positive regulation of autophagy; cellular response to amino acid starvation. Gene Ontology annotation, cellular component: vacuolar membrane; GATOR1 complex. The record is from RefSeq and is a predicted model, not a curated record.